This is a messenger RNA of Varroa destructor (honeybee mite), 1444 nucleotides long. RefSeq lists its product as uncharacterized. Gene Ontology annotation, cellular component: box H/ACA snoRNP complex. The record is from RefSeq and is a predicted model, not a curated record. Gene Ontology annotation, molecular function: box H/ACA snoRNA binding. NCBI's taxonomy places the organism in Eukaryota, Metazoa, Arthropoda, Arachnida, Mesostigmata, Varroidae. Gene Ontology annotation, biological process: ribosome biogenesis; snoRNA guided rRNA pseudouridine synthesis.
GCUGUUAAUGCAGGCGCGUUUUGCAGGUCCGAGCAAGAGAAGAAAUACUUGCAUGCAGCUUUUUUACUGAUGCUCAAAUUUCGCUUUUCUUAGAGAUCUAGUAGCUAGGAGUAUUCGCGGAGAUGGUGAGAGUGGUCUGGCAAGCGAAAGGGACGAAAAUAAACAACAGGUGUUUUCUCUGUUUACAUUCACUGUGGGUUACCAUCAAGUCAGCGAACAUUGUCGUUUCGAAAUAGCGUGUGUGUUUGUGAAUUGUGUAGCUGAUGUUUUUGGUACUCCGGCUGGACUUACAACUAAACACGUGGUGAAUUGCGGUCGACGCUCACGAGACCGCUCUAUUUUGUGUAGACAAGUAGUCUUCUUUGAGCGCAGGCUGUUCUUACAUAAGAAGAGUGAUGUCAUUCCGCGGAGGUAGAGGUGGUCGUGGAAGUGGAGGCAAUGGAGGAUUUGGGGGCCGCGGUGGAGGAUUUGGUGGCCGUGGUGGCGGUGGCGGACGAGGCGGUGGCCGUGGUGGUUUCGGAGGUAGGCCAAGUUUCCAACAGGACAUGGGCCCACCAGAGGAGGUUGUGCCACUUGGCUUUUUCCAGAACACAGCUCAGAAAGAUAUCGUUGUCAAAGUGACGAUGGGAGACAAAGUCCCAUACUUUAAUGCGCCUGUCUAUCUCGAGAACAAAGAGAAGAUCGGUAUUAUCGAUGAGAUUCUUGGUAAUGUCAAAGAUUACUGGGUGUCGGUCAAGCUAAACGACGACGUAAAAGCUAAUUCGUUCAAAGAUAAAGAGAACUUUUACAUCGAUCCAGCCAAGUUACUGCCUCUCGAAAGAUUCCUUCCAGGCGCACCGCAACAGCGUGGCGGCAGUGGCCGAGGAGGCCGUGGUGGAGGCCGCGGGGGCGGUGGAAGAGGUGGCUUUGAUAGGGGUGGCCGAGGAGGUCGAGGAGGUGGUUUCGGAGGUCGCGGAGGCGGUUUUGGAGGCCGCGGUGGUGGUUCUGGAGGUCGCGGAGGCAGUUUCGGAGGUCGCGGAGGCAGUUUCGGAGGUCGCGGGGGUGGCGGUCGAGGUGGGUUCGGAGGUCGUGGAGGUGGACGAGGAGGACGCGGAGGGUACUAGGCGACAUAAAGAGAAACACGAGGAGGCAAAAUGGAAUAAAGAAAAAUGCGAAGAGAGAGACGACGGAAGCAAAGCCAACAAUACAGAACAUUACUGCUGGCGUUCAGUUGGAAGUACUGCGUUUAAUGAGCAUUUGUGCUCUUUAGGGAUACUUGUGUAAUGUGCGAGUAAGCGUCAUGUAUAGGGGGCGGGAAAAACCGAUAAAUAUGAUGAAACAAGAAAUAGUAAUAAUAAGGUUAAGCGAAAAAAAUGUUAUCAUGUAUAUAUAACAAAUCCAUUAAGCAAUCCUCACUAUGAAAAUACGUUGAAAAAUAAAUGUAUAUGUGCUGCUUAGAAGCGUA